Cottoperca gobio is the source of this 1360-nucleotide messenger RNA. RefSeq names its product skin secretory protein xP2. The record is from RefSeq and is a predicted model, not a curated record. NCBI's taxonomy places the organism in Eukaryota, Metazoa, Chordata, Actinopteri, Perciformes, Bovichtidae. The transcript has 4 exons. The coding region runs from base 64 to 630 and encodes 188 amino acids.
CUACCUCUCCUCACCUCUUAACUCUGAAGUUAACUAUCCAGUCCUCUAUGAGCACAGGACAGGAUGGGAUGCUCCACCAGUUCCCAAACUUCAGCGAUAGAUCCGACUCGACCUAGUGCUAAACCCGAGGAGAGCAACGGAACCAGCACAACAGGGGCGGGCAAUGAGAAUGGGAAAGUAGCUGAGGACAGGGAAACUAUUCCCGACCAGACACCCGCUGGAGGCAGUAAUGCUGAGCCUGCAGACAACACCCCUGCAGAAGCUCCGGCAGCAGCACCUGAAGAAGCUCCGGCGGCAGCACCUGAAGAAGCUCCAUCAGCAGCACCUGAAGAAGCUCUGGCGGCAGCACCUGAAGAAGCUCCAUCAGCAGCACCUGCAGAAGCUCCGGCAGCAGCACCUGAAGAAGCUCCUGCAGAAGCUCCGGCAGCAGCACCUGCAGAAACUCCAUCAGCAGCACCUGAAGAAGCUCUGGCGGCAGCACCUGAAGAAGCUCCAUCAGCAGCACCUGAAGAAGCUCCUGCAGAAGCUCCGGCAGCAGCACCUGAAGAAGCUCCAUCAGCAGCACCUGCAGCUCCUGAGCAAGAAAAAGCAGAGCCCAAAACAGAGGAGGCACCAGCUCCCAGUGAGUGAGGUGCAACAUGAACGACUUGCACACAUGAGUUUGUUGGAUGUGUCCUACCUUGUUUGUAUGCGCGAGUGAAUGUGUAGGUGUGUGUUUGCAUGUGAAAGACAUCGCCUUGUUGCCAAGAUGCAGACCCUGUGAUGACAAACCACUUUCAGUCAUCCCUGUGCCUUCUUCCCCUCAUGAUGGUGUAUGGCUGCAAUUUCUGCUUGUGAACUGUAUACAAGCAGAGUUCUACGGCACUUAGUUUUUAAUUUAAUCAUUUCAGGAUAACUUAAAUGAUAAAUUGUCAGUGAAAUGUAUAUUUAUUAUCUGUAUAGGAAUUUAUAAUAGCAGAUUUUCUUGAUUUAACUCGAAGACUACAUUCUAUACUUUUCUACAAAAUUAUAAUUCAAAAGGAAACCAAAGCCAAAAUAUAUUUAAUUUAUGAAAUUAUAUUCUUUUUGAGUAGCGGGCUUUGAUUUUACAACCGUGUUUGUAAUGAGUAUGAAGAGCUGAUACUAUGGAGGAUUGUAAACAUUAAUAUAAGACCACGAAUGAGAAAAGAAAAGGGUACAUGCAGUUUUUGUUUCUGAUGUGUCAUUUCUCUCUGGGAAGACUAUCUGAAAUCUGUAAUAACUUAUGAAUUGUCAAAAAAUAAAAAAAGUCCACCUUAAAAAAAAUGACAUCUAAUGCAGGAUGAAUACAUACCGUAUGUCGAAUGUGGUGUUUUAGGGUGAAAUAAUCAUUUCAGGAUCA